CUCCCCACGAAGCCUACUCAAACGGUCAAAUCACACGCUGCACCGCCCUCCGCCCGCCUAACAAACUGGAUCUUAGAAAUCCGUGUUGGUUGGUUUGUCGUUGCAAUGACUAUCGAUUCCUAAUGAAAACGGGCAUGGCCGAAUCUUUUUAUAAUCUGAGAAUCCGCCUAUUUUAGCCGCACGCUUUGGAUAUCCAUAUCCAUUAUUCGACACUCUUUACCAUCAUUAUCCUUCACCAAACACCAGUCUUUUCCGCCAUGCGCUCCUUUCUCUUCCCCUUGCUCGCCACGGCCAGCGGGGUGGCCGCUUCUCGCUAUGUCGUCUACUUUGAUCAAUACCACACGGCAUCCCUGCCCACCAAAGAAGUCACGGCCGGCAUCACACAUGUGAUUACCGCUUUUGCGAGCUCGUCUCUCUUUACCACAGACCCUCCCGGCGACUAUCAGCCGUUCAUGAACGUCACACAGGUCAGGGCCUUGUUCGACCGCGGCACCAAGCGGCUGGGCUAUGACUGUGUUGACGUCGACUGGGAAUACCCCGGCGGCAAUGGCGAAGACUACAGGAAGAACCCGAAUUCCAACAAGACCUCGGAGAUCGAAACCUUCCCUCUGCUCCUUGCCGAGAUCAAGAAAGCCAUUCCAUGCAAGGAGCUGUCCAUCGCCGUCCCAGGCCGCGAGGAGGACAUGAUCGCCUACACCGCAGAGCAGGUCCCCAAGAUUAACGCUGCCGUGGACUACAUCAAUGCCAUGACGUACGACCUCAUGAACCGUCGAGACAACUUCACCAAGCACCACACCCCGAUCCAGGGGUCUCUCGAGACAGUCAAGACGUACAUCUCGCGGGGCAUGACGCCGAGCAAGAUGAAUCUGGGCCUUGCUUUCUAUGCCAAGUGGUUCAUGACGGCGAAAGGAUCGACGUGUACGUCGCCCGUCGGGUGCCCGACGGAGCUCCUUGAGGCCGCCGACGGCACCGACACGGGCAAGUCUGGGGCCAUGACCUUCGAAGCGGCCAACUUCGCGCCCGUGCCGACAAACCUGACCGAGACCACGGACGGCACGUGCGGUGCAGGCACAUAUGCCAAGUGCAAGGCGUCAGACUGCUGCGGCCAGUACGGCUUCUGCGGCACGGAAGUUGGCCAUUGUGGCACCGGAUGCCAGUCGGGCUUUGGGCGGUGUGAGGGCGUGUCGACGAAGGACUCGUUCAAGAAGGCGGUGGCCAACGCCGAGUACGACAGCACCAACGGCGGCGAGUGGUACUGGGACGCCGAGGGCGGCAUCUUCUGGACUUGGGACACGCCCAGCAUCAUCCAGGCCAAGUUCGACCAGAUAAUCGGCCCCCAGCGCCUUGGCGGCGCCAUGGCUUGGAGUUUGGCAGAGGACAGCGAGGGCUGGAGCCACCUGCUUGCGAUGCAGGCCGCAGUGAAGAAUCGCCACACUCAUGGCAAGCACCGCCGGCGGCACGACAUGUCCUGAUUAGGUGGAUAGCUAGAUGGCAAGCAGAGGCUAGAUUCAUGUGGUUUCUUCUUCUUUGGAAACAUACUUAGCUUACUUGAUUACAAUAAUUGAGGCUUCUUGAAUAAAUCACUAUUUAUACAG
Molecule: messenger RNA, 1595 nt
Organism: Lasiosphaeria miniovina
Lineage: Eukaryota; Fungi; Ascomycota; Sordariomycetes; Sordariales; Lasiosphaeriaceae
Product: glycoside hydrolase superfamily
Exons: 6
Coding region: 258-1472 (404 amino acids)
Biological process (GO): carbohydrate metabolic process; chitin catabolic process
Cellular component (GO): extracellular region
Molecular function (GO): chitin binding; chitinase activity
Source: RefSeq, a predicted model, not a curated record